Molecule: messenger RNA, 1161 nt
Organism: Helianthus annuus (common sunflower)
Lineage: Eukaryota; Viridiplantae; Streptophyta; Magnoliopsida; Asterales; Asteraceae
Exons: 1
Coding region: 1-1161 (386 amino acids)
Source: RefSeq, a predicted model, not a curated record
AUGGGGGUUCGGCACCCUGAUUUUCCUGAUCAUGUCUAUGGUCUGAAGAAGUCUCUCUAUGGACUUAAACAGGCACCUCGUGCCUGGUACCAGCGUUUCACUGAUUUUGUUUCAUUGCAGGGGUUCACACAGAGUAAAUCCGAUGCAUCACUGUUUAUCUAUCGUCAUGGUCAUCAUACUGCUUACCUACUUAUCUAUGUUGACGACAUCAUACUUACCACCUCAUCGGAUACACUACGACAACACCUUAUGUCUGCUCUUGUCGGUGAAUUCGCAAUGAGGGAUUUGGGUCCUUUAACAUAUUUCUUGGGGAUAUAUGUCACUCGUACAGGAGAUCACAUGUUCUUGUCUCAACAAGCUUAUGCCAGAGAUAUUAUUCACCGUGCUGCAAUGGACACAUGCAAAUCAGUUGCUACUCCAGUCGACACCAAUCCUAAACUUGGUGACACCUCGGUUCCUAUCUUCAAUGACCCCACCCUCUACCGUAGUCUGGCGGGUGCUCUACAGUAUCUCAUUUUCACACGCUCAGACAUCUCCUAUGUGCUACAUCAAAUCUGCAUGCAUAUGCAUUCCACCUCUGAGGCUCACUGGAAUGCACUGAAACGCAUCAUUCGGUUCUUGCAAGGAACAUCUGACUUUGGUCUUCACCUCAGUCCUGCCUCCAUUUUAUCCCUUUUAGCCUACACUGAUGUUGACUGGGCUGGUUGCCCUGACACCCGCCGCUCGACUUCCGGGUAUUGUGUUUAUCUUGGUGACAAUCUUCUCUCAUGGUCCUCCAAACGACAACCAACUGUAUCUCGUUCCAGCGCGAAGGCAGAAUACCGAGGUGUGGCAAAUGUUGUUGCUGAAAUUUGCUGGAUUCGAAAUCUCCUUUUAGAGCUAAACCGACCUCUAUCUCGUGCAACUUUGGUAUACUAUGACAAUGUUAGUACCAUCUACCUAUCCGGUAACCCAGUUCAACAUCAACACACCAAACACAUUGAAUUGGACAUUCACUUUGUUCACGAAAAAGUACAACAGGGGUGUGUUCGAAUUCUUCAUGUCCCAUCUCGGUACCAAGUUGCUGACAUCUUCACCAAAGGUCUCCCUCGGGUUCUCUUUGAUGACUUCCGAUCCAGUCUCAACAUCCGCCCUCCUACUGCAUCAAUUGCGGGGGUGUAA